Molecule: messenger RNA, 1257 nt
Organism: Aspergillus calidoustus
Lineage: Eukaryota; Fungi; Ascomycota; Eurotiomycetes; Eurotiales; Aspergillaceae
Source: the annotation of a GenBank genome assembly
AUGAUUGGAAACAGUCACCCUGAAAGAGCACAAAAAAGGGAGAUGCCGUGGACUGUCACGAAUUCAUUCAGGCGAGGUCUCAUGAUGAAAACUUACGGCCGCUCACCGUGGCGCGUCUACGACGACGACCAGCGUCCAGCACCGAAGAAAAGACGCGUUUUAUCGGAUAGCGAGUCUGAUGCCGCUGAGAAAAGCCUACAGUAUGCUAUUCGCGAAUCGACUGCCAACGUGCGGUCGAGCCCGUCGCGUCGAAACUCUAUCGCACUCUCCGACGGAUCACAGGACGAUGACCUUUCGACGCCCCCGUCUUCCCCUCCUCCGCCACGCUUGACCCCUCCGCCGCAAAACACCCGCAAACCGACCUUUUCUUUCCUCAAGCGCAAGCACUCAGCCACCGAUGGCGCGACUAACGGGUCUCCGCUAUCCGAGGUGAACUCCAACAGCGUGCGCGCGUCUCUCGAUCCUCCCAAGAAGAAAGCAGCAACCUCGACAUCGCAACAGCAACCGGUACUGAAGCAGAUGCAGCUCGACUUGGGCCACGAGGUGCGCAAAACGUGUGCGACCUGCGGGAUGGAAUAUAUACCCUCAAACGCUGAAGACGCGUCGCUCCACAAGAAAUUUCAUGACAUGAACUCGACAGGGGUGGACUUGGGCAAGGCUUUUAUGAGGGCAAACGCGUCGCGCUGGGUUUACGAGGCGACUCGCUUUGAUGAGGGCUAUGUGGUGAUUGUAGACCGCAAGUCUUCCCCGACCGCGAAGAACCAGGCCAAGAAGGUGUUGGAGGUGCUCAGCAAGGAGCUCUCAUCCCCAGUGAUCGAGGACGAGGUUUUGUGGAGCCAGACGGAGCCACCGAAGCAUCUGCGCAAGAACGGAGCGACGGAGAAGGUAGACCGAUACAAGGUCUUCCUACAUAUGAAACACUCUCGGUGCGUCGGGGCGUGCUUGACGGAGCGCAUCUGGGAAUCACAUCCAGUGGACAAGGCAUCUCUCCAGAAGGAUGGCACUGAUGCUGCUGUUGCCGUCGGUGGCGCGUCGCACCCCGCCAUUGUAGGGAUCUCCCGUAUCUGGACAUCGGGUUCAUCUCGGCGAAAAGGAAUUGCGAUGGAUCUUUUGGAUUGCGUCGUGAGCAACUUCAUCUACGGGAUGGAGAUUCCCAAGGAACAGGUGGCCUUCAGUCAGCCAACCAACAGUGGAAAAAGCCUCGCACAGGCAUUUUUCGGGCCAGAGAACGAAUGGCAUGUUUACAAGGAAAGUUGA